UCAUAACCACGCGCAUGAACAUUUUGCAUAUUAUCUUUCUAUACAGGUACAGCCUCGUACAGUUUUAGUGAUAUAAGGGCACUACCGAUCAUAAGGUUUGUUGGAAAGUUCAACCCUACGAAGUCAUACAACUAAAACGGAAAUUAUUAAAACGGCGAACCAAAAUUGACAGGAGGAUAAUCAGUUUUGUCAAACGAAAACAAGGUUUACUUCGCGUCCACCGAACAUUUUGAAUGAAGAACACGCUCGCUAAGCAGUCCAAAUAUUUAAGAUGAUGUUUCUGCUUAUUAUUUGUGGACUUGCGAUUUUAUGUUUGUACGUGACAUCGGUAGAGUGUGCAAACGUUUCAUUGGGACAGUUUACAAUUUCUUCCACCGAAUGCAGAUCAACGGAAGAUAUCGUAUUUGAUUUCACCAACAACGAUAACGAUCCAAAAUCACGGCACACUUUAGCGACGUGUCUUGUGUCACACAAAUUCUGCUUCUUAUCGCCCGAGUACCUUAACAGUUCAUAUGUCAUUUGGUUCACCGGUUUUGGUGCGAUUUUUAGCGUCAAGAACACAUUUGAGAUAGUCCAAGGGAAAUACCUAUGCUGUUCAGCCUAUUCAAAUAAUUGCGUCCAACUGGACAUAUCAUUGUGUACUAACAACACAUUUAAAAUCGACCAAGGAGAGAAUAAUCAAGAAGAGACCGAUCGGAAUCAUGAAUGUCAAAUCUCAAGUCUUGAAAUGUUGCUCACUAUUAUUCCGACAGUGGCUUGUGUUGUUCUCUUGGCCAUUCUUGUGGCACUUCUUCGGAGAAAAUGGAGCUCACCUUUAAUCGAUAGAAAAUGGCGCAAAAGACUGAUGAGGUCGAGUAACGGAGAUGUGAAAAAUACGUAUGAACAGGUUAAUGAAUGUGAUGAAGAAACCACGCCACUGAACGAGGAGGUUCAGAAUGGUGUACUACGUCGCGAUCACAGUAUCACAUGCAGAAAUUCACGCCUCGACUCACGGAAGGACACGAUGACUCAAGCUAUUCUAAGACUUGUGAUCCGUACAAUACAUGAGCACACAUUUGAACAUGCUAUAGGCAUGGAAGCUCCAAUUAACUACGGAGGCAUUCUUACUGUGCUUAAGGAUGUCGUUAAGCAAACAAUCGAGGCCAACAGAAACACAUGUGAUAGGGUGACUCAAACUGCUUUAGAAAAAGUGCUUCAUAUAACAGAAGAGUACAUAAAGAAACGUGAUAUAACGACGGAAGAUCCUGUUACAUGUGAAGUCAUUCAGGUCAUUCUUACCUUGUUGGAGAAGGAACAAGAUGAAACAAACGGAGCCAACACAACAACACGCGAUGGAACGGCUCUUACUGCUUUAGAAAUUGUGAUUCGUAAUAUAGAAGAGGGCAUCAAGAAACGUAAUAUAGCCACGGAUGCUUAUAUUACCUUUAGAGUAAUUCUUACCGUGCUUGAGUAUGUCGAUGAAGAAACAUCAGGAGCCAACAAAACAACACUUGACAAGCUUCCCGAUGAUCGCAUGGAUCAUUACAACGAAUAUCAUGUUUAAGAUUUCAAUAUACAACAAACAUCGCGAGUCACGUAAUGCGGUGAUGAAGAAAUAUAAUGAAAGAAAAACAUAAAGAUAUGAUUACUAGUAUUAGUCACUAAAAUUUAGCACAACUAAUCAUAAAAAUCAGUGUUCAUUGAACCAUUUCCAUAAAAAAAAAACGAUGGCACGCACUGUAAACCACACUGAAUGAAAAUUCCGAGGACAAACUCCUCCUAUCAACUAAAAUAUAAAAUACAUUUUCAAUGAUGUAAAAGGCGGAUUGAGCGAAUGCACUAUUUUGUGUGGUGAUUUGUAAAACACGCAGAAAUAUUAAACAUUGCUAAAAUUUAUGUCGUAUUAUAAAAGUCGUCUUUCGAACAUAUGUUUUUAUAACCAUGAUUUGCAUAUUUAUACGAAAAUGCUAAAAUAACAUUACUGUUUUCUUUGUUAUUUAGCAUAUUUUGUUUGGUAUUAGUAUAUUGUUACAUCCUUUUAAUAAUCCUAAAUAUUUGGCGCUCGUUUAUCACUGAAAUUGAUGCCCUGAAUGAUGCAUAUUGUUCUUUUGAGUAGUGUAUAUAAACAAAGUAAACGUCUAAUUAUGGGUUUAAACUGCACUUGCUUUUAUUAUGAACUAAAUACAUGGAUAAAUAAAUAAAAAAUACAUGAUUAACCAUAAAUUUGAUUUUACUAUGCGGCGAUUAAACUUCAGAUAUCGCGUUAUAAAUAUAUUACCGUUGUCGUAGUUAGCAUGUAUAUAGACUUUAACGAAAGAUAGACUAUUUUAAAUUUCAGAGGAUCAAUAAGAAAGUAUGCCGCAUUAUCAGACAAACGCGAAUCACGUUAUACAUGUUUUGAAAAGAACCUAUGUUGCUUUAAUGACCAAAUAUAUAUGUUUGUUCUUUUGUUCUGACGAACUAUCCAGUUAAUUAACAUGAAUGAGUCUAUUUGAUAGGGAUGCAUGACUUCGAAAAGGCCACGCGAAAUAGAUUUAAUUUAAAAAAAAUCUCAAAUUAGAUAUGAAUAUUGACAUGCUCUUACAGUGCAACUUCAUUGUAUCAGUUUAAUUUUGUGUACACAUUAUGUUUAACCUUAACACCUAUCUAUCAACAAAGUAGAAUCGGUUUAGGGAUGUUCACUGUUUUAUAAGAUUUAAACUUAAGUUGCAGUUGAUCUUGCAGACUUGUGUUGCUUUACUUUAAACAUAAUUUGUUGUUUGAUAUGUAAUUAUGGGAAAUAGAUCCUGACAAACAAAUUGAGUCGUGCUUUCUGAAAAAAUGAAAGACAUUUAUGUUUUUGUUUUUAUGUUAUAGAAUUGAGAUGUAAAUAAAUUCGUUUAAUAAAUGAAAUUACUUACACCAUGUUUAUUAUUCAAAUAAAGCAUAAUGAUAAAAAUUGCAUGUUACAGCUCGUUGUAUAAUAUCUUUGUAUUUUGAUUUUUUUUCUUGCAUUUAAAAUCAAUAUCAUUGUGUAAUUUCUUUGUAAACCGUUAUAUUUUAUUAUUUAUUUACUUUCGACGUAAACAUGCUUAAAGAGACACUUUAAAUAAAAUAAACCAACAAUCCAACGAUGUAUUUAUAUGUAAGGUUUCCCAACUCUAUUUUAAUGCAUGUGCAAAUUAAUAUGUAGUCAAACUGAACUUUGAUAAGAACUGUUGUAUGAGACUACUAGCAGAUACGACAAUCACACAUUUUCGUUGUUGUAUAUGUUCAUAGAUUAUUCAAAGUCUUACGAAAAUUCGAAAUAUUUAGGAAAUGUAAUGCUAAAAAUGGUGACGACUUAACAGUUUUAUAAGGACAAAUAUAUUUUGAAAACUAAAAAGCCUAUGCCUGAUAUCGUUGUUCUGUAAUCAUCGCGUUUAAAAAUACUGACUCGCUUUUUGAUUGACAGCAAAUGCCGAUCUUUUUUUAUAUAUAGUUUUAGUCGCGCCGAGUCUGAUAUAACGAAAGAUAAGUAACCUGAACAUAAAGUUUUUAUCAUACCUGAAUGGCUUAAUUCUUAUUGAAAACAUGUAAUCGCUAAGAAGCUGCAUUUUAAGCAAGAAAACAAUUGUGUAAUACUUUUGACAUGUUAACAAGUCGCAUGAUUACGUUUGCUUAUUAUUUUAAUAGCCUUCUUGUUUGCUGUUUUUGUUGAUUUUUGGGUCUAAAAUAAAUAAAAUAUUUGUAUCACA
Messenger RNA from Dreissena polymorpha, 3695 nucleotides. RefSeq lists its product as uncharacterized. The transcript has 20 exons. The record is from RefSeq and is a predicted model, not a curated record. Bases 272 to 1543 code for a protein of 423 amino acids. NCBI's taxonomy places the organism in Eukaryota, Metazoa, Mollusca, Bivalvia, Myida, Dreissenidae.